CUCGAGAGGUUGAACACAGUUGAACAUAACCUACAAUGACUUAGCGGGGGACAAUUUUGUUGCUCCGAUUAACAAACCGUGUCGUAUAAGUGUUUUAAAAAACAGCGUAAUCAGCUCAUGAUAAUAACCGAAGUAACCAAAAUAUCACCGACUGAUGAAAAUCGCGCUUGCCAAGUGAUUUUAUAUUUGAAAAGUGAGCAAAGUUAUAAUUGACGCAAAACGGAACAAAGCGAGAGGCCUUGUCAGGCACUGUUGCUUCGCAUCAUUUUGGAGUUUCGUGCCCAGCUUCUUCUCCGGAAUAUUCUGUUGAGAUGAUUUAGAUUCUCAAUAGAAAGAUAAUUCCCAUGACCGAGUUUUUCCGGAAAUAUAUCGUGAAUAACAAACUUUGGAUUUUAAUUCAGGGUACUGAAAACCUGACGUUGGCGAAUUUUCAGCCAUGCUUUUCUACGACAGUUUCUCGAAGACUCACAAUGUUGUGUUAAUUAACAACGGAGCCGAGGAAAUUCAAAUGGGAAUUGACGAUUUGCAAAAUUCUCGAGGUCGUCCAAUUUUCGUUAUGGGCCAGAAUGCACAAUUGCAGGAAAUAGGAAUAACAGAGGACGUCCUUGCCGUAUUGAAACCUGAAAGUUUGCUUGAGUUGGCACACAGAGAGUACCAAGCAGGCGACUACGAAAAUGCGGAGAGGCAUUGUAUGCAGCUUUGGAGGCAAGAGACAAACAACACUGGGGUUCUCUUACUACUUUCGUCCAUCCAUUUUCAGUGUCGCAGACUAGAAAAGUCAGCGCACUACAGUAGCUUGGCUAUUAAGCAAAACCCUCUUUUGGCGGAAGCCUACAGUAACCUGGGUAAUGUAUAUAAGGAACGCGGUCAGCUUCAAGAGGCUUUAGAAAAUUACCGUCACGCUGUAAGGUUGAAACCUGACUUCAUCGAUGGGUAUAUCAACCUGGCAGCAGCCCUCGUUGCUGCUGGUGAUAUGGAACAAGCCGUUCAAGCCUACGUCACGGCUUUACAAUACAACCCGGAUCUCUACUGUGUGCGAAGUGAUCUUGGUAAUCUUUUGAAAGCAUUAGCAAGACUUGAUGAAGCCAAGGCAUGCUACCUCAAGGCGAUCGAGACACGACCUAAUUUUGCGGUCGCCUGGAGCAACCUCGGUUGCGUCUUCAAUGCACAGGGUGAAAUUUGGCUUGCCAUACAUCACUUCGAGAAGGCUGUCGCUCUUGAUCCCAAUUUUCUGGACGCAUACAUCAAUCUGGGAAAUGUCCUCAAGGAAGCACGUAUCUUCGAUAGAGCUGUUGGAGCGUAUCUUCGUGCUUUGAACCUCAGUCCCAAUAAUGCAGUCGUGCACGGCAAUUUGGCUUGCGUCUAUUAUGAACAAGGCCUCAUCGACCUUGCGAUCGACACAUAUCGCAGAGCGAUUGAACUCCAGCCCAACUUCCCUGAUGCCUAUUGUAAUUUGGCGAACGCGCUCAAGGAAAAGGGUCAGGUGGCCGAGGCAGAAGAAUGUUACAAUACUGCUUUGCGCCUCUGUCCCACACACGCAGAUUCUCUUAACAAUCUGGCCAACAUAAAACGCGAGCAGGGUUACAUAGAAGAAGCCACACGUCUGUACUUAAAAGCCCUGGAAGUAUUCCCAGAAUUUGCCGCGGCCCACAGCAAUUUAGCCUCUGUUUUGCAACAACAAGGAAAACUCAACGAAGCCCUGAUGCAUUACAAAGAGGCAAUUCGCAUUCAGCCAACUUUUGCUGAUGCGUACUCGAAUAUGGGAAAUACCCUUAAGGAGAUGCAAGACAUCCAGGGAGCACUUCAGUGCUACACUAGAGCUAUUCAGAUUAAUCCCGCUUUCGCUGACGCUCAUUCUAAUCUUGCCUCUAUUCACAAGGACUCUGGAAAUAUCCCAGAAGCAAUCCAAUCAUACAGAACGGCUUUGAAAUUAAAGCCUGAUUUUCCAGAUGCCUAUUGCAAUCUGGCUCAUUGUCUGCAGAUUGUCUGCGACUGGACCGAUUACGAAUCCAGGAUGAAGAAGCUUGUCUCAAUUGUCGCUGAACAACUAGAAAAGAACAGGUUGCCGAGUGUUCAUCCACAUCACUCGAUGCUGUAUCCAUUGUCGCAUGACUUUAGGAAGGCGAUCGCUGCGAGACACGCCAAUUUGUGCAUUGAAAAGAUUCAUGUUCUUCACAAACCACCCUACAAAUAUCCACGUGAAAUAGGAGCUCGCCUGAAGAUUGGUUACGUUUCAUCCGAUUUCGGAAACCACCCAACGAGUCAUCUUAUGCAAUCGAUUCCUGGUCUCCACGACAAGCAAAAUGUCGAGAUUUUCUGCUAUGCAUUGAGCACCGAUGAUGGCACAACAUUCCGAGCUAAAAUCGCCAGGGAAUCUGAGCACUUUAUCGAUCUCUCGCAAAUCCCCUGUAACGGAAAAGCCGCCGAUCGAAUCAAUGCAGAUGGCAUUCAUAUUUUGGUGAACAUGAAUGGCUACACAAAAGGCGCCCGAAACGAGAUCUUUGCUUUAAGACCGGCGCCUAUUCAAGUAAUGUGGCUCGGAUAUCCGGGAACUUCUGGUGCCAGUUUCAUGGAUUACUUGAUCACGGACGAAGUUACUUCGCCCUUGGAACUUGCAAGCCAAUAUAGCGAGAAACUCGCCUACAUGCCGCACACAUAUUUCAUUGGAGAUCAUACACAAAUGUUCCCCCAUUUGAAAGAGCGUUUGAUACUGGCCGAUAAAUUAGGAUUAAAGGGAAAAGUUGCCGAUAACGUGGCAGUUAUCAACGCAACGGAUUUGUCGCCAAUGAUGGAAAAUACUCUCAUCAAGGAAAUUCGUGAAGUAAUUAAGCCCGACGGGAAAAAUAAUCCCGUAGAAGUGUCUCUGAAGGUGGCUGAGCUGCCAACGACGACUCCCAUCGAGACAAUGAUCGCUUCUGGUCAGUGCCAGAUGUCGGUGAAUGGAGUGGUUGUUCAAAAUGGCAUGGCUACAACGCAAGUAAACAAUAAAACGGCAACGGGCGAGGAAGUUCCACAGAACAUUGUUAUUACGACGAGACAGCAGUAUGGAUUGCCUGAAGAUGCGGUUGUUUAUUGUAACUUUAAUCAGCUCUACAAAAUCGAUCCACUUACUCUUCAAAUGUGGGCUUAUAUUUUGAAACACGUGCCAAAUGCAGUGUUGUGGCUCUUGCGUUUCCCGGCUGUUGGCGAGCCAAACUUGCAGGCGACAGCUCAACAAUUGGGUCUUUCACCGGGCAGAAUUUUGUUCUCCAAUGUUGCUGCCAAGGAAGAACAUGUUCGUCGAGGACAGUUGGCCGAUGUUUGCUUGGAUACGCCUCUGUGCAAUGGGCACACGACAAGCAUGGAUGUUUUGUGGACCGGCACACCGGUUGUCACACUGCCAGGAGAAACUUUGGCUUCACGAGUGGCUGCAAGUCAAUUGAAUACUCUGGGAUGUCCCGAGUUGGUUGCUCGUACGAGGCAAGAGUAUCAGGAUAUCGCUGUUCGACUUGGAAACGAUCGAGAAUUCUUGAAGGGAAUUCGCGCCAAGGUCUGGGAAGCACGAUCGAAUAGUCCUCUCUUCAACUGCAAGAUGUACGCCUUGGGAAUGGAAAUGCUGUACAAGAAAAUGUGGGAGCGAUUUAGCCGUGGAGAGAAACCCGACCACGUUGCCGCUUUAGAAAAUGGAGAGAAUCUGAAGCAAAUAAUGUCUACUUAAAUUCUCAUCAUCACCAAAGGUGCUUCUAUAAUCUAUAAUUUACCAUCGACGCGUUGAUCUCGAUCAGUCGUCGAACCUAGCACAGCUUCCCCUUUUCUCCCUCUAGAUUUCUGUCCUCGCGCAGUUAUGCAUUUACGAUUUUCCAUCGUUUAUUAUUACCCUUUGAGUCUCGAAUAACCUGAACCACGAGCGACUUCUCUUUUCUACAAUAGAUUGAUUGACGAGCUUAGAAUAGUCGUUAGUCAGUGAACUCUAAUUUAUAAACAUGAUACGAGUCUGCCUGUGAGUCUAUUGACGUUGUUGGAUUAGCGUGACAUGACUGUACAAAUGAAUGAAAGCGAGCGAGCGUACGAGCGCUCUCCUUUGCUGUUUUGGCACUAUUUAUUCUGUUCAUUCUUAUCGCAACGACUUCUCCCAGUGGAGAAAAUUUCGCUCACUUCUUCAUUGCAUUGGCGAAAAAGAAACUGACUGGUGUAGUAUAUUUUCUUAUCUGUCCCGAGGCUGAGUAACCUGGCCAGAAAAUAUCCUGUCGUUGAUGUUUUGAUUGCGGUGAGAUCUAGGAAAUUUUAAGCGAUAAACAGUGCGACCUUCGUUUGCUCAAUGUUACCACGAAGGGUGAUAUUUUGUUGGAACCAGAAGGAAUUUCGAAGACGACAAGAAGUGACGGACAGAUCUUACCGUAAGUGCGCGGACGGACACUUCUCGCCGACGGAUGGUACUAGUUAUUAUUGUAUAGUAUCGAAUUUCGUCAAUACACACUUGUAAAUAAUUGAAUGCAAUCAUCAUUAAUCUUAUCAUCUGAGUAGUGUGAGAAGUAUGUUAAGGUCUAAUGUGUGCGGAAUUAUAUAUAUACAUACAUGCUGCAUAUUGCAUAUAUAAAAGGCAUUCAACCAGAAUGGAUAAUAUGCGAUGUAAAUUUAGAAAAUAAAGAUAGUAUAUGACUAAGUUUCGCAAGAAAAA
Messenger RNA from Belonocnema kinseyi, 4657 nucleotides. It is a transcript of the gene sxc, whose product is annotated as UDP-N-acetylglucosamine--peptide N-acetylglucosaminyltransferase 110 kDa subunit. The record is from RefSeq and is a predicted model, not a curated record. Bases 437 to 3697 code for a protein of 1086 amino acids. The transcript is spliced from 12 exons. Gene Ontology annotation, biological process: protein O-linked glycosylation. NCBI's taxonomy places the organism in Eukaryota, Metazoa, Arthropoda, Insecta, Hymenoptera, Cynipidae. Gene Ontology annotation, molecular function: protein binding; protein N-acetylglucosaminyltransferase activity.